AUGCAUUUCUUUCCUUUUUUCUUUCUAUUCUAUUUAUGUUCUUCCUUUCUUCCUUUCUCUUUUUCUUUCUUUUCCAUUUAUUUUCUUUCUUUCCUUCCUUCCUUCCUUCCUUCCUUCCUUCCUUCCUUCCUUCCUUCAUUCUUUCUUUUCCAAUUAUUUUCUUUCUUUUUCAUUUCUUUCUUUCUUUCUUUCUUUCUUUCUUUCUUUCUUUCCAUUUUCUUUCUUUCUUACUUUCUUUUUUCUUUUCCAUUUUUCUUUCCUUCUCUCUUUCUUUCUUUCCUACCUUCGUUCUUUCUUUCAUUCUUUCUUUUCCAUUUAUUUUCUUUCUCUUUCAUUUCUUUCUUUUUCUUUCUUUCUUUCUUUCUUUCUUUCUUUCUUUCUUUUCCAUUUUUCUUUUUUCUUUCUUUCUUUCUUUUCUUUAUUUAUUUAUUUCUUUGUUUUCCAUUUUCUUUCUUUUUUUUUCUUUUUAAUUUUUCUUUACUUCUCUCGUUCUUUCUUUCUUUCUUUCUUUCUUUCUUUCUUUCUUUCUUUCUUUCUUUCUUUUUCCAUUUUAUUUAUUUCUUACUUUCUUUUUUGUUUUCCAUUUUAUUUCCUUCUAUCUCUCCCUUUCUUUCUUUCUUUCUUUCUUUCUUUCUUUCUUUCUUUCUUUCUUUCUUUCUUUCUUUCUUUCUUUGUUUUCCAUUUUAUUUCCUUCUCUCUCUCUCUUUCUUUCUUUCUUUUUUCGUUUUCCAUUUAUGGUCUUUCUUUCUUUUCCUUAUACGUUCUUUCUUUCUAUCAUUCCUUCUUUCGAGUCUGAAUUUUGCUGGUAAUAUUUUCUAUCUAUCUAUCUAUCUAUCUAUCUAUCUAUCUAUCUAUCUAUCUAUUGAUAGUUCCCUAUUUUUCUAUCGCAUGGGGAAUUGGCGCAACACAAUCUUCUCGCUUAGAUCACUAGUGCAUUUGGACUUGUGUCAGUCCGAGCUAAGUUUAGUUAGUAUCUAUACGUUCGGACACUUCCGCCAUUUUUUACUCCAUUAA
Molecule: messenger RNA, 1014 nt
Organism: Acanthosepion pharaonis
Lineage: Eukaryota; Metazoa; Mollusca; Cephalopoda; Sepiida; Sepiidae
Source: the annotation of a GenBank genome assembly